Gallus gallus (chicken) is the source of this 10299-nucleotide messenger RNA. RefSeq names its product collagen type XXIII alpha 1 chain (gene COL23A1). The transcript has 30 exons. The record is from RefSeq and is a predicted model, not a curated record. The coding region runs from base 52 to 2172 and encodes 706 amino acids. Lineage: Eukaryota; Metazoa; Chordata; Aves; Galliformes; Phasianidae.
GCUCUGUCGCGGUGCCGCCGUCCGCCGCGGGGAGCUCCGCUGGGGGGCGCCAUGGCCGCGCGAGGAGCGGGUGGGAUCGGAGCGGGGCGGCCCGGCCGUGAGGAGCUCCCGGCGCCCCGCACCGCCCGGCCCGGGCUGGGAGCGCUCCCCGCGGGGGGCCGGCGGCGGGCAGGGCAGGGCAGGGCAGGGCGGCGGGGGUGGGAUCUGCUCCGCGUAAUCCCCCCGGGGGGGGCGGCGGGCCGCUCUCGGAGCAUCCCCCCGUCCCCGGCGCGGGGAGGGGAGAGCCGCCACCCCCCUCUUCCUCCGUUUAAGACCCGGGCCGGCGGGGCGAGAGCGGAGGAGAGCGGCCGCUCCGUAGCUGCCGGCCCCAUUUCGGCGGCGGGGCGGGCGCUGGAUGAGCCGCCGGCGGGAGGCGGCCGGCAGCCGAGCGGGUCCGAUCGCGGCGCGAUGAGCGCGGGCGGCAGCGGCUCGGCGGGCACCGCCACCUCCGCGCUGUGCCUGCUCCUCUCGCUCACCGCCGUGGCCGUGUGUCUGCUGCUGGGCGCUAAGACCGCCGAGCUGCAGGGCCGCCUGGCCGCCCUGGAGGAGCGCGGCGCCGCCGGCCCCGGGCCGCUGCUGGACGCGCUGCAGCCCCGCGUGGAGCAGCUCCUGCGCGAGAAGCUGGGCGAAGGACUCGCGAAGCUGCGGACGGUGAGAGAGGCUCCGUCAGACUGCAUGUGCCCACCAGGCCCUCCGGGGAGGCGAGGGAAGCCUGGACGGCGUGGAGAGCCUGGACCUGCAGUAAGUAUCGUGGAUUUUACAGUUGGAUCGACAAAGGGUCCCCUUGGUUUGGAUGGCAAACCAGGGCCUCCAGGACCAAAAGGGGAAAAGGGUGAAGCAGGGGACGUCGGCCCGAGGAUGGUUUUCCCUCGCCUCAAUCAUGGAUUCUUGGCUAACGAUCAGCUUGUCUUUAGCCGCCGUGUGCUCAAGGGCGAUCAAGGUCGAGAUGGAGCCACUGGCCCCCCUGGUCCACCAGGACCCCCAGGUGCCCGGGGGCCUCCUGGUGACACAGGAAAAGAUGGCCCAAGAGGACCUCAAGGCCCCCCUGGUCUUAAAGGCGAGCCAGGGGAGGACGGCCUUGUGGGUGCCAGGGGACCCCCGGGGCCAAAGGGCGAGCCCGGCAUGCAAGGGAAGAAGGGUGAUGAUGGCAUCCCAGGGGAACCAGGACUUUCAGGCCCUAAGGGAGAAAAGGGAAGCACGGGUCUGAAGGGAGAGAAUGGCACGGACGGCGCGCCAGGACCCAAGGGUGAACCCGGUGAGAAGGGAGGAGUCGGCUCCAUCGGACCCCGGGGCCCCCCUGGCCCAAAAGGGGAACAGGGUGACACAGUGGUCAUCGACUACGACGGCCGCAUCCUGGAUGCACACAAGGCUGCGGGGAUACCCAAAGUGGUGGGCUCUCCAGGUCCCCCAGGGCCGCCGGGCCCGCAGGGCGCUCCAGGCCCAAAGGGAGAGCUGGGCCUGCCAGGUCCACCUGGACUGGAUGGAGAAAAGGGUCCCAAAGGAGCUAAGGGUGACCAAGGCAGUGCGGGGAUCACAGGACCGAAAGGAGAGACGGGAGAAAUGGGCUUAUCGGGUCCACCGGGAGCAGAUGGGCCAAAAGGAGAGAAAGGAGACGCCGGAUCACCGUGUUUGCAGAACAACCACAUCAUCCCGGAGCCAGGACCGCCCGGAUUGCCCGGCCCCAUGGGUCCUCCAGGAAUCCAGGGGCCUAAAGGCUUGGAUGGUGCAAAGGGAGAAAAAGGUGACAGCGGUGAGAAGGGGGAGCGCGGCGACACAGGCCCAGCUGGUCUCCCUGGUGCCCCAGGGCUCAUUGGCUUACCCGGUACCAAAGGAGAAAAGGGAAAGCCAGGAGAGCCGGGAUUAGAUGGUUUCCCAGGUCUCAGAGGAGAAAAGGGAGAGAAGAGUGAAAGAGGGGAGAAGGGCGAGAGAGGGAUACCAGGGAGAAAAGGAGCCAAAGGGCAGAAGGGGGAACCCGGCCCUCCUGGACUGGACCAACCCUGCCCUGUGGGAGAUCGUAGUAUUACAGGCAGCAAUGGGGAUCCAGGUCUGCCAGGCCUGGAUGGGGUGAGCGUGCCCUGCCCACUGGGACCAGACGGACUGCCAGUAGCAGGAUGUUGGCACAAGGUACAGUGAGAGUAAUGGUAAUACCUCCUUGCGUGGGCCCUGAGGAGCUGUGUUAGGUGCUGUGCUCCAGCAGUGGGCUGUGUGCCUGCCCAGCAGUGCUGUGCCUUGUGGGAGCAGUGCCCUGCCUGCCUCCAUGCCCUGCUCCCCACAGCACGCACUGCUUUCUGCACGGCUGCUAGGAACGCCAUGCCAAAACCUUGCUGAGGCUGAAAAAGCCAAUUAAUAGCAAGCAUAGCAAGCAUGUUACUAACUGGUUGCAAACCCUCAGUUAGGAUAUAAGCAUGCCCUUGGCCUGUAAGUUUUUAAUUUGGUGCCACAUCAUUUGGAGGUAGUGUUAAUAUGAAAUCUGACUAUCUUGAUAUUAACAAGAUUAGUAAUGGAGCAUUUCUCUUUGAUUAAUAUGUUUGUCUGUGUGUUCUUUUGCAGUGAUCUCUAAGCAUGAAGCACAGUGUGUAAAUAAUGUGAUAUAUUUUGAUCUUUUUAAUUUUUGUAUAAAAAAAGGAAGAAAACAACCCUUCAACAGUAAUAUAUUGACCUUUUUUUAUACUGGAUUCUGUCAUUUAUGGACUUGGAAAAUACUGUGUAAAGCUCUCAAACCCAUAAGAUACGCAUGAUAACAUCAAGAUUUGAUAAAGGUACCAAUGACACUUACUGGGAAUGACCAGAACUCACUGCUAAUGCUGCUGUAUGAACUAACAGCACUGAGACAGUGCGUUGCCCUGUGUGCCUUACCGGCUCCCUGUCCUAACCUGGCUCUCAACUCUAUUUGCAUUGCACGCGUGUGCUCCAAGAGUGAAAAAAACUGGCAGAAAACAAAAAAGAAAAAGAGGAUGCAGCCCUAGGGAUGGAAGAAGCUGCUGUGUGCCAUCUGGUCAACCAAAAGGACUUCAAACCUGCAGAAGAAACAAAGCCAAGCUCCCUUUGUUGCUACCUGCUGUCGUCGUGAUGGAAAUAGCAAAUCUUUGGGAAAUGGAACCUGGACUGCCUGUGGAUGUUUUGGCCUCUGUCAGAUAACCUCUGAUCUCAGGAGGAAGCACCUCUGGGUCCUGUUCUGCGGUCUGCAGCUGAAGAUGUGCCAGCGCUCUGUUAAAGCAGAACCCAAAUUCUUUAAGAAACCUCCACUGCAAAAUUUCCAACCAAAAACACGGCAGUGCUUUCAGAACAGACAGUUGUGGGGCAGGGAGUGACUCUGCUGAAGUCUUCCAUUAAGCAACAGAGUGUAUACUGUUGCUAUUGGGGUUCCCAAAACUUGGAGUUUGGAGUAUUUGUCUUGGUCUGUAGGAUUCGCUUGCAUUUGAUUUCCUUGUGUUUAUGUGGUUUGAUUGUGAUCUGUGUAGCUCUACAUGCUCCUCUUGUCCUCCUCUUUCAAUGCUUUUUGGGUCUCUUUCUUUAACUUAUCUCAGGCACAUCCAUGCAGAGCAAGGUAAUGAAUCAGUGGUUAGGAUUUCCAUUACAUAUCGCAUUAAUGAGAGACAUUUAAAAAGAGAAGAAUUGCAAACAUCUUACGAGUAACAUUUCUUGGAAAAACAGGGAUUGUGCAGUAAAAAGCUAUGAAAAAUUAUUUUGCAGGGAACACAAUUACUUACAGCUGAGUCUGUUCAGCUUACAAUGAAGAUCAAGAAGCAAUCAGAUUCCUUUCCAAGGACGAGAUACUUUAUAGCAAUAAGUUCUUAAACUGAACAGAGAAGGAUGUACAAAGAUGCAUCCAAUGGCUGAAGUGGAAGCUACGUAAAAUCACGUAAAACAAGCCAUGGCUUUUUAAUGGUGAGUCUGGCUAAUCCUAACCAGAGCGGUGAUGGAAUGAAUCCCCAUGGCUUUAACGCCUUUCUGAUUUCACAGAUGGUUUCUGGAGGAAAUACCUUAGCCCAAUAGAAGUUGCUAGGCUCUGUGUAGGAGGCCGAAGUGAAAUUAAGAACCUGAUUUUUGUGCUGACAAACCAGUUGAUACAAGGAGUCAUUUUUGGUGCACUGAGUAGAUCUGAACCUGCGAGGAGGCUCCUUUGCAUCUCAGGGCAGCUGAUGCUGCAGGACCAGUGGGAGGAGAUGUGACUGAUGGCUCCAGGGGGAACAUGCCCUGCACAGCUCCAUCCUGGUGUAAGUAAUGCUAGCCCCGGUGUUGUGAAUAGCAGCAGCAAUGUGCUCGGUGCUCUGCACAGACAGGGUGAGGUUUCUGAUGUCCGGUGACUGUGUCCUGGUUGUUCUUGAGCUUAUCCUUUCAGUCAGCUGGGAGCAUUUGUCACCUGCUGUUAAAUGCUGAAUUGGACAUUGGCUUGGUCAGUGUGGACACACAAGAUCUACAGACGUAGGCAGUAAUGUUCUGUUACCUAGCUUUGUUCACUGCCUGGGGCCUACACCUACACACUGCUUGCUUUGUGGCUAUAUUUCACAUCUCUACCAAUUAGUUACUGACCACGUUUUUGGUCACUGUACAGAUUAAAUCAAUUCAGAUCAACUAACAAAUCAAGAAACAAGAAUUAUGUAACUCAAACAGCAAUGAAAAUGCAUUUUAUUUACUUCCAUUUCAUGACGUUAGCUACCACUUUUGGUGUGAGGGUUUUUAAAGGCGAAAGGAGCUGCUGAAAGAGCUCCCACUGGCUUUUAAUGCUUUUGAAAAACCCCUUUGCUGUCCCAAAUUAAAGCUAAUUCUUCUCUGGAAGGUCGAAGGCAAAUCUCUCAUUGAUGUCACUGGGAAGAAGAUCUGUAAUUGUUCCCUUAGCGUACAGUUGCUCUUCCCAUCUCCCCCAGUCAUCUCCAAACUAAAGCAGUUCACUACUCCAAACCACACCGUGGGCUUCUACACUUGGUAUCCUGCAGAUGUCCUGUUCAUGGAACCUCUAUCGAUAUCAAUGAGAGUUCAGUCCCCAGAAUGACUGCAGAAAGCACAAGAAUCUGCAAGUGUCCACAAACAAUCUACAAUGCAGAUAGAAAAGUCUUGUUUUACAUAUGCUGGCAAAAACUAAACAGCUUUCUAUCUAGCUCCUACUCAAAGAAGUUUGAUAUCACUGAAGCUACAAGACAAGCUAACCUCCAAAGCUUAUGAAAUUAUAUUAAAAUUUAUAUUUUCUCUGAGGAAAUACCCCCGAAGUCCUAUUAUCUUCAGGUAAACAAGUCAGUAUUCCGUCUUCAACUUGUGGAAUAUCCAGUGCUUGUAGGCAUCAACUGUGACCACUGCCAGGCCUGCAAAACAUUGAUACAGAAUACCAGAACAGUGCUUUACCUAUUGCUCUAUCCGCUGUGCAUGGUAGCCUUCCCCCUCCCAACACAGAGCCUGGUGCCACAGAACCCACGCCAUUCGCUCUCAGCAGAGCAGGAGAGCUCUUUUUAAAGCCACUGAACUUCUUCACUGGGGUUUUUCCUCCCCGUCCCCUCGUAACGUUCCCGUGCCAGCCCAGGAGGAAGGCUGGAACCAGCAUCGUAGUGCGGGGCCGUGGCUGAUCCGUACCCAUCAGUGCUGCCACCUCGGCUGACGGACACUGCAGAGGUAACGUUUGAAAAUCCCCAGGUUAAGGCCCUCUGCUGGGUUUGUGCUGCACGCUGGAUAUGGUGCAUCCUGCACGUACAAAGCAGGUCCACCUGUGCGCUAGCAGCAAGUCUGCUGUGCUCGAGACGCAUCAGAUAUACUGUGUGUGUCUAGACUAGCAGCCUGUGCAAAGCAGCUUCUCUGAUCUGCUGCUGCUUUCAGUUCCAUGGGAAGAGCUGGCAGGGACAGGUCCUGCAGUAUGUGGCACCUAUCCUCACCAGCUAUGAGGAACUAACCAGGAGGGGGUCAGUUAUAGGUCUGCUGGUCCCAGGCAGUCCCAUCACCAAAGCAGCUGAAACCCAUGGCAAGCAGAGCUCCAGGGCACAGGGCAUGGUAGAGAUCCCCAGGCACAAAUACUGCCAGAGACUGCAGUUGUAACCUGCAUUCCUCGUCCUUCCUGGUCCUCCACGGGACCACUGUGCUUAGUCUGUGCAUUCUGAGCUCAGUGUUUCUUAUCCAUCAUGCAGCACAAACUGAAAAACUAUAUUAGAGUAACUGUUCACUUUGCACUGACUGCACAGCCUAAGAGGAAAUGUGUGUAGGUCCACGUGCUUCCCACGCACACCUAUUGAGGGGAGGUUGUUAAACGAAAAGCUGUUGCACAGCAGCCAUGAUCUCAUUGGGAAGGGUUAAAAAAGGAGGAUGUGCUUUGCUCAGCAGGUUCAUGCCAGAUCAGUUGACUAUUUUCUUUUCCUGUAUGAAAAUGGUUACGUAGGUCCUUAUAGAACACGGAAUAUGCAAACAGCUCACGAGGUAAAUUUUACUUCUGGGCAGUGUUGGCAGCCUCUGUUCAAACUCAGGAAUGACCUCAGCCACUCACAGAGCACAGUGCAUUUCUCCCCCAGGGAUUCUCCCUUUUUUCUGGCUUGAGAGAACGUAAGGCUGCUUUACAGGAAUUCUGAAACGCAGCUAAGUGUUGCCACUAGAUGUCAGUAGCAAUAAAGAUGAUUGACGCGAUGAAAUGUAGGUCACUGUGACUGAGCAAUUGAUUUAUCUCCAUCAGUACAGUGGUUGAUGUGUGAGCUUCGUGGAUUCAUCAGUGAACAAAUAUUUGGGUUAAAACGCUUAAGUUCUUUGUCUUGGGGGAAAUUAAGCCAAGCCAAACUCGUGUUUAUCCCAGUUUCCUAGUUUGCAGAACAGCAUUCAGUGGUCUGAUGUAACAGGCUAUAGAAGUGUGAUGAUUCCCAUUAGGCCCAGAUAGUGCUGUCUGCGUGCUCCCAGGAACAGGGCAGGCAGCCGUGAGGUCUGUCUGUGCUCCAGGAACGGUGCUGCUGGGAGUGUGGCCAUGUGCCCGGGGCUCGGCUGCGUGUCUAUUUUGGUGGCCAAAAAUGCCCGUGUUUGUAGGUCCGGUCUAGUGCCAGGAGUGUGCUGGCAGCUCCAGAAGGGCCCUUGCCACGGUGUGAGCCUGAGUGGUGGGGACAGGUGAGGUUAAUUAGAGUUCUGCAGCUGGCCUAAUUGCGGGCUGGGCAGGUUAGUUAAUCAGUAUUUCUCUGGGCCGUGAAACAGGUGGUAGAUAAAAUCCAGUCUGACUCCAAACUGAGACUGUUUCCAAGACCCAAAGCACUGGGAUUUUAGCUUAAGAAGGAAAAAAAAACAAAAAGCCGUAUACUUUGUUUUAUUUCCAUGGGGAAGACGUGUUGCAUACUCUGCUUCUAAUCCUUGCUGUAUUUAUAAUGGCACCGAAUUUCAUUUCAUAUGUUUUUUUCUCCUGUGUAUUUAAAAAUAGGAACGUUUCUUGUGAUGAUAACAGACUUCCCAAUGUGUUUUCUUUUUCGGAAGUACUUAACUGAGUUGUUUUUUUUAUCUGCUGUCAUUUCAUACAUUCUGCAUUUGAAAUUGACAAGCCAGCAGAAUGUAUGUGAGGUGUCAGUGGCUCAAAGCAGCCUGUGCAGUGCUGAGAUGUGUUCCAUGCACAGUGACACAGGUCGCUAGGCAGGCGUUUCUGACCGUUACACUUACCCAGUGCCCAGCAAGCAUGUUUGCUUAUGAGCUUUCAUGUAGGACAGCCUGUCUGCUUUCAUUCUGGCCCCCAGAGCAGAGCUCAGCCAGCUGUAGCACAUAGCUUAAUUACAGUGCUAAGAUGCCAGAAAAAUCUCAGACUUACUCUAAUGGUAAACAGCUAUCCUUGCUCUCGAUAUAUGUGUCCUUGUUAAUUCACCAUAAAGGCACGUUAGAGCGUGGCUUUCCUGGGCAUCGAAUGCUGAUUUCAUGCUGCCCUCUGGAGGCCGUCUUUUUCGAACAGAAACAAAUUCGGUGCUAUGAUGGGAAAUCAUCCCUACCCCAAAAUAACAGCACUGCUCCUUGACUGCAUGCAUAGGCACAGACAGGUGGGGUUCCAAUCAAUCACUGCAAAACAGGAGCGCUUAGACAGGAACUUUCAUCUGCUGCCCAAUUCGGAUAUUUCCUCUUGGGAAACACAAUCGUAUUCUUUUUAAUCCAAUUGCUGCCCAGAUCAUUAAUUAGAAGCAUUAUGCAAAUAAAAGGAGGUUGCCAGCCAAGUUUCCAUUCUAAAAUUUUAGACUGAAAGCUCUUAAUCUUCCUCACAGACAAUAGAUUUUUAUGAAUAUAUGCAAAAAUAUCAGUAACAACUCAUGAUUAAAAAUAAAGCGUCCCCAGACUGCUUUUCUUGGAUUAACGCUGUAUGUAUGUGGCUGAACCGGGAUAGGUUUGGGUCUGACCUACGCCAGCACAGCCAGGCAGAGAUUUGGUCCCACCAUCCUCAGGGUGUCCUGGGGUGCAGGAAAGGCCCUGUACUGGACUUGGCCUCAUUGCAGGCCCUCAGAUUGACUCAUCGUGUACUCGGUGUGUUUGGUAGUACAGCCAGGCUUAACCAGGUAGACUGUAAAGGUUACUCCUAGUGUUCUCGUGUUCCCGAGCGAACCACAGCAGCCUUCCCAUGCUCCAUUCAUUAGAUGGCACACCAGAAGGGUCUGACUGUUGUGUAAGCUGCAGCUAAGGCAAGUGCUGAAAACCUGACACUUGGAAAUGAAUGGGAGACGGCCUUGAUAGACCUUAGGACUCUAUACUGCUGUAGAGGGCCUGGGGGAAAACUGCAGGGAAGCUGGGAAACAUGAGUUUUCAAUGCAUAAGAAGUGGCAUUAUUGACAGCAGAGUAGAAUAAGAAAUACAUUAACAUUUGCGGUUUUCCUAUGUCUUAGGACAAUUAAUCCCUGUUUGCUAAGCUGUGGUGGGAGUUCUCAUUGCUGUUUCAUGGGACACAGUGAACUUGUAUGUCUGUGUGUGGCUUCUUAUAUAACGUGGCUGUUAAUGGAGAUUAAAAUGAAGAUGUCCCAAGUAUCUGAGAUACACUUCUGUGUAAAUGACGCUAGAAAUGUGUGGGUUUUUAUCUUCUUUUAAACACUGAAUUGUACGUUUAAUUGUUAAAAGUGCAUUUUACACGAGUUUAUGAAGGGGAUGCUUAUCAAAUCUGCUUUCCUGCUGUGAAAUAAAGGUAGGACCUGGUUUUGCAGGUACCCACUGCAUUUCCAAAUUAGGCCAUUUCCAAAUGGUAAGUUGCCAUUAGUUAGAAUGGGGGCUGGAGUGCUGUUGUGUUUGCUGGGCAGUUUCAUAGAUGGAAUGCCACUGUAUAGGCAAUUUCAUAGCAAUUCUUGCAUUGCUACUUGGGGUUCUACUUUGGUAUCUUACUGAAAACAAAAAUGCUCAAUAGGACAAAUGUUCAGCACAAAAUACCAGUCAGAACUGAAAGCCACCAGCUCUGCCACCUGAAGUUGCUUUGGGCAUGCAGGUCUUUUAACACUGGUCUGUCCUCUAGCAUUUAGGUGCCAUUUCUGAACUGAUGUAAUUAGAGAAACUGUAGCUGCUGGUAUUGAAACCUAACUGAAGAUCUGACUUAUUUAUAACGCAGUUGAGAGAAAUGUAUGCAAUAUGAGUUUUAUCUGUACCUGUUUGAAAUUAUGCUGAUAAAGCUUAAUCCUCUUCCAAGUUAUGCAAGCCUUAUUUAUGGGAAUGGCUGCAUUGCUUCAGGGUGGCUGUCAGAGCUGCCAGGGCUGUGUGCACUACACGUGUCCACGCCGGGCACCCUGAGCAGUACUUUGUGUGGCUGUAUUUACGUGGUAUGGUACACAAAGCUGAGUAAGCCUCUGUAAAAUGUACCACUUUUAAAAUAUAUAUAAAUACAUACAAAUAUUAAGAACUAAAAACAAAUGUGCGUAACGUUUCUAUUUGCAACAUGUUGUGAUUUUUAAUAGUGUAUGCCAUGAAGAGUGUUCUAUUUACUCACUGCUUUGGGGAACAACUGUUUUAAAAAUGAAGGCAUUAAUGACAGUAUUUCGUAUCCAUUGUUUUAACGUGUUAAAAUGCUUAUUAAUUAGUCCUGCAGUGUAUGUAUUUGUAGCUUAAAGCUGCACUGGACAGCACGUCAGCUCGAGACCUCCAGAAACACUUCCUUGUGCUUUCUGUAAGAAAAGCCAAGACUUGACGUUUAGACGUGGUCUCUCUGUACAGGUUGCUUUUACAGUCGUGUGAAUAUGUAUAAUGAACUCUGCGUUUGUAACCAAGGAUCAGCAAACUGUAAAUGUUCCGGUUGUUAUUAUAAAUAGCUGCAAAGUAUCUUAACCAGACAAGAGUUCAAAUAAAGAUUAAUGGCCAUUAUUCGUA